This is a messenger RNA of Pyrus x bretschneideri (Chinese white pear), 1854 nucleotides long. Its product is annotated as phospholipase A1-Igamma1, chloroplastic-like. Gene Ontology annotation, biological process: lipid metabolic process. Lineage: Eukaryota; Viridiplantae; Streptophyta; Magnoliopsida; Rosales; Rosaceae. Gene Ontology annotation, molecular function: glycerophospholipase activity. The record is from RefSeq and is a predicted model, not a curated record.
UCCCCCAUCUUCUGAGCUUUAUGUCCAACUCGUCGAGCUCAUAGCUUCAGCGGUAGAGCACUCAAUAGUCAAUCCUAAUACAUCUACCACAAGAGCUUAACCCCUAUUUUCCGGCUGUCUGCUUGGAAAUUUGAGCAGCAUCAACAAAUCGAGACAACCAUGGCGCUAUCAACUAUGAUGUACACCCAUCUUCCGGCCGCUCAAGCCGCCCCCGUUGCAACCCGGUUUUCCUUAAUCCGAGCUAGUCAUCAUCAAGAAGCUGUUCUUGACCAUCCCCAUCAAACCAAGACAUCAAACAAAGCCAACCGUCUAGCUGAAUCCCUAGCCAACCUCCUUCACCUCCACAUAGAUACUCCUAAAAGAACCAACAUUAACCCUAAUAAUUGGCAUCUGUUCACAGAAGAGAUGCAUUCAACUCCCACAACUUCUCCGAAAGACAUCAUAUCCGAAAAAUGGCGCAAAAUCCACUGGUCCAAUGAUUGGGAGGGUCUUUUGGACCCUCUCCACCCUUGGCUAAGAAGGGAGAUUGUCAAAUAUGGUGAGUUUGCACAAGCAACGUAUGACGCUUUCGAUUUCGAUUCCUUCUCCGAGUAUUGUGGGAGUUGCAGGUACGACAAAAACAAGCUUUUUGAUGUGUUGGGUCUAGACAAAAAUGGCUACAAUGUUAGCAAAUACAUUUAUGCAAUGUCACACAUCGACAUGCCACAGUGGUUGGAGAGGUCACACUUGGCUGACACAUGGAGCAAGCAUUCCAACUGGAUGGGGUAUGUUGCCGUGAGCGAUGAGGAGGAGACUAGGAGGAUUGGGAGGAGGGACAUUGUGGUGGCGUGGCGGGGGACCGUGGCGCCAUCAGAGUGGUAUGAGGAUAUACAAAGGAAAUUGGAGCCAAUUGGGAGUGGAGAUGCCAAAGUGGAACAUGGUUUCCAUGUUUACACUGCCAAGAGUGACACCACAAGGUACAACAGGUCUAGUGCAUCAGAGCAAGUCAUGAAAGAAGUGGCUAGGCUCGUGGAGUUGUACCAAGCAAGAGGUGAAGAAGUGAGCCUUACAAUCACAGGGCAUAGCUUGGGAGGUGCAUUGGCUUUGCUCAAUGCCUAUGAAGCUGCCGAAAAACUCCCUGGCCUUCCGAUAAGCGUAAUUUCCUUUGGCGCCCCUAGGGUGGGAAACAUUGCCUUCAAGGAAGAGCUACACCAAAUGGGAGUCAAGACAUUGAGGGUUGUGGUUAAACAAGACAUGGUUCCGAAAAUGCCAGGCCUUGUUUUGAAUGAGAGUCUUCAGAAAUUUGAUGAUAUUACGGGACCAUUGGAUUGGGUUUACACACAUGUUGGAGCUGAAUUGAAGCUCGAAGUUGGUUCUUCGCCUUAUCUCAAGCGUGGCGGGUUCAAUCUGCCCGGGUUUCAUAGCCUCGAGACAUACCUCCAUCUUGUGGAUGGGUUUUUUAGUACAGAAACUACUUUUAGAUCAAAUGCUAGGAGGGAUAUUGCCUUGGUGAACAAGGGAUGCGACAUGUUGGUGGAUGAUCUUAAAAUCCCGCAGUGUUGGUAUCAAUUGCCACACAAGGGGCUAGUAAGAAACGCUCAUGGGAGAUGGGUUAAACCAAAACGAGACCCCGAAGACAUACCUUCACCUACAAGAGAAGCACAAGCUCAUGCUCUUCAAGUAGAGAUGAUGCAACCAUCAUCAGAUGAUACACUUAAAUCUUUAUGUAGUGCUUAAUUAACAUGUAAAUUUUGACAGUUGAUUAAGAACUUGAAUGUUUGGCCUACUUGUUUGCCUUGUUUUUCCGCCCAAAUGCACAGGAUUUCUCGGCCAUAUAGCACUAACUAAUCAUUUUCAAUUUUUAGUUUUCAAAAC